Physella acuta is the source of this 2267-nucleotide messenger RNA. Its product is annotated as ferredoxin-fold anticodon-binding domain-containing protein 1 homolog. The record is from RefSeq and is a predicted model, not a curated record. Gene Ontology annotation, biological process: rRNA base methylation. Gene Ontology annotation, molecular function: rRNA (uridine-N3-)-methyltransferase activity. Gene Ontology annotation, cellular component: cytoplasm. NCBI's taxonomy places the organism in Eukaryota, Metazoa, Mollusca, Gastropoda, Physidae.
UCUUGAUCUCGAUGUCUAGAUCUAAAUUUGUCUAAGUAUUCUAAAUUCUUAAAUAUUAUACUGUGAACGAGGCGUACAUGAGUAAAGUUAUGGAUGCCCCUUGCUCUGGGCAUGUGCUGCUGGUUGGGGACGGGGAUUUCUCUUUUUCAGUCUCACUGCUAAACAAUGGUACUUUCAGUGCAUCUCACAUGACUACAUCCAACAUUGAUACUUUAGAAUCAAUUGAGCAGCAUAAAUUGGCAGCAGAUAACAUGACAACAUUGAAACAGCUAGGUGCUUCUGUCUUGCUUGAAGUUGAUGCUUGUGAACUACAUGUCCAUCCUACAAUUAGCUCAAAAAAAUAUGAAAGAAUUAUUUUUAACUUUCCAUUAGCUGACAGACAUAACAUUAAAAAAAACAGAUCACUGCUUGCUGACUUCUUUUCCAGCUCAUCUCAAAUACUCACUGAAGAGGGUCAGGUGAUUGUGACAUUGUGCAAAGGUCAAGGUGGGACCCCGGCUGACAACCCCAUGAGAUCAUGGCAUGACAGUUGGCAGGUGCAAGCCAUGGCCUCUAACUCUGGCUUUAUCCUCACACAGAUUUUACCUUUUGAUGCAUUACAGUACCCAGGUUACCACAGUGUGGGCUUCAGGUUUCAAGACAAAAGUUUUAACACUGAUGGUGCCUUGACUCACAUAUUUGAGAGAGCCGAGAGUGUUAGUGUACCAGAUGAUACAAGAGCCAGAGGAACCUUCACCACGGAUGGCAUCUCAUAUUCCUGUUCUAGCUAUGUAGCUCAGUCUUUAAGCAGAAACUUAUUGGAGGGCAAGGGACCAUUGCAUCUGUUGAAAAUAAGUAUAGAAGACAUUCUAAAAGACAGCAUGAACAUUUCUGUCAUUCAAGAUCAGGGGGCAUGGCAAGUUGUUAGUGGGAUGAGGUCUGCUGUUUAUUCUAAAAGGAACCAGAACUCUUCUUGUUUAGGAGGUGAAGAAAUCAGUGAUAACAUUGAGUAUAACAGCUGCACAGCAGAGUUGGAGAAAGUGAAAGAAAGGAAAAAUGAGCUCAAUUUGAAUACAGUUAGGAAAGAUCAGAAACAAACAUUGAAAAAUAAUUUUGAGCAUGGAGUGGUAGAGGGUGUUUCUAAUGCUGCUGAUUCAUCUGUUAGUCAAAUUCAUGCUGGUUCAAGUUUAGUGCUAGAAGACUCAGAACUUGUUUACAUUCUUAUUAAAAACUUAAGCCCAGCAUGUAGAGAUCCUGAUGGAGAAACUGACCAUCCUACAAGUUGUAAUGGGGAAGAUGUGACCCAAAAUUUGCAUAAUGAAGAAUUAGAAAUAGAUUGUUCUGACAGAAUAUUUCAUUUUAGAACAUCCAUGCUUGAAACUCUGGGCAUGAUUUUAUCUUCUCAAAGUGGACAUUGUACCAUCAGUCAAAAUAAGAAAAUCAGAGUUGUCUCCCCUAUGCCAGCUUUUGUUGUGUCUGGGCAGUGCAUGUCCGUUUGUCCUAUUACAGCUGAUUGUCUGCCCCUACAACACGAGAUGAUGAUAGUGAUAAAAGUAGAUGAGGACGUCAACAAUUCUUCCAUCUCGGCCCACUGCACACAGUCCAACUUUGACACUGUAUCUAAUGAAUUAAUCUCCUGCUUGACAAAAUUUGAAUUAUUGACGGCUUUAACUUUCCAUGCUAAUUCUGAAAACAUUGAAGUUGUUGGAUUUGAUAAAUGUGAACUGAAAAUGUUCGGAACAGUUACUGAUGUAAACAACAGUCCCAAAACUGGAGUAGUUUUGCUUAAUGUAUACAUGAACACUGAACAGUAUUUAGUGUGUUUGCUUAAACUGGACAUCAUUGCUUGUUCUGUUUGCCAGAUAAAUGAUCCUAGACUCCUACAUUCACAGAGCAGUAAAUUUUUAAAACAAUUUGAGAGUGGUCUCCCUCACAAGUGGCAGCCAUUUUGUUUGUUUCCCAUGAAGUUCUCACAUGAUCUCAGCUUCUGGGAAAAUGGGGAGUUCCCUGAUAAUGAUUUUUACGACAUAGUUCGCUAUGUGUCUGGCAAUCUGGUUGUCAGUGUGUCUCUAGUGGAUGUCUACACUGACCCUGUCAGCGGCCGCAGAAGUAGGUGUUACAGGCUUCAUUUCUUGUCACAUGACCAGGCAUUUUCUUAUUUGAUUUCAUGGAAGUUACAAAGUAUUAUCAGAAUGGAAGUUGCUAACAAACUGGGUGUGAGUUUAAGAUAGGUUUUAGAAUGACCACACUUGAGCAUUGAUGUAUUGUUUUUUAAUAAAACUGUUCUC